CAACCUAGAGGACGCACGCGAGGAAAUCAACCUCAGAAUUCUCACUUACAAUGUUCUUUCAUUUUGUCCAUAUUCCAUUAGAUUUUUUUUUUCUUUUUUGGAAUCUGUGUCUCGAAAAUCCAUGAGGAUUUUAUGCAACCUUACUUCAAUAGUUAUCCCAACUCAACCUAAAUGAUUACGAUGAUACUCUGUCCUCUUCUUUUUGCUCUUUAUAAUCUCCUCUUACCCUUCCAUUUUUUUUCAUCCUUAACUUUCUUAUUUGUCUCCUUUUCUCUUCUAUCCUUCAAUUUUCAAGUGUUUAAAAAAAAUGGGUGAAAUAUCAGAUUGCUCUAAUGGAUUUAGCAAUGGGAAUAAUGGCUUGAACAAUGCAGUUGGAGGUCCAAGAAAGAGUUGUUGGUAUGAAGAAGAGAUUGAUAAUGACUUGAGAUGGUGCUUUGCUCUCAAUAGCAUUUUGCACACUGGUGCUACUCAAUAUCAAGACAUUCAACUCUUGGAUACAAAGCCCUUUGGAAAGGCUUUAGUCAUCGAUGGGAAGCUUCAAAGUGCAGAGAUAGAUGAAUUUAUCUACCAUGAAUGUCUUGUCCAUCCACCUCUGCUUCAUCAUUCCAAUCCUAGAAACAUAUUCAUUAUGGGAGGAGGUGAAGGUUCAACUGCCAGAGAAUUAUUAAGGCACAAGACAGUGGACAAAGUUGUAAUGUGUGACAUUGAUGAGGAGGUGGUGGAUUUUUGCAAGUCAUACUUGGAGGUUAACAAAGAAGCUUUCUCUGAUCCUAGACUUGAGCUUAUCAUCAAUGAUGCCAGGGCUGAGCUGGAAAGGAGGGAGGAGCAUUACGAUAUUAUUGUAGGAGAUUUAGCUGAUCCUAUUGAAGGAGGACCAUGUUACCAACUUUAUACAAAAUCCUAUUAUGAAUUCAUUGUUAAACCUAAACUUAAUCAAGGUGGCAUCUUUGUCACUCAGGCAGGACCAGCAGGAAUUUUCAGCCACACAGAAGUCUUUUCCUGCAUUUUCAAUACUCUGAAACAAGUUUUCAAAUAUGUGGUGCCAUAUUCAGCUCAUAUUCCUUCCUAUGCUGACACUUGGGGAUGGGUGAUGGCAUCAGAUACUCCAUUUGUUACAAGUGUUGAUGAAUUAGACCAGAGAAUCAAGCAGAGGAUCAAGGGAGAGAAUAGAUAUCUUGAUGGCAAAACAUUCACUUCAGCCUCUACAUUGAGUAAAGCUGUUCGAAAAUCAUUGAACAAUGAGACUCAUGUUUACACAGAAGGGAAUGCAAGAUUCAUUUACGGACAUGGAAGACACAAUCAAGUAUGAGACAUGAUGGAAUAGAAGUUGAAACGGGAGCUCCAUGAUUAUAGCACAUUAACAAAAAGGAAAAAAAAAAAAAAAAAAGACUUCCAAGUUGGAAAAAAUUCUACUUUUUUAUUUUAUUUCUUUUGCUUUCUCCUUAUGGUUUCAAGUCAAACUUAUCUAGGAGGUUCCUUACUUGUUUGUUCUUUUUUCGUUGGAAGUGGUGGAGGAUGGGGGGUGCCAUGUAGUUACUCUAAAUGAAAGAGGAGUUAUGGCUUAUGGAUCUUUCUUGUUGUUUAUGAAUUGCAAUAUGGUUUAGUAAUAUCGAAUAUUAUCUUUUAA
Messenger RNA from Lycium ferocissimum, 1627 nucleotides. Its product is annotated as thermospermine synthase ACAULIS5-like. Lineage: Eukaryota; Viridiplantae; Streptophyta; Magnoliopsida; Solanales; Solanaceae. The transcript has 10 exons. The record is from RefSeq and is a predicted model, not a curated record. Gene Ontology annotation, molecular function: thermospermine synthase activity; S-adenosylmethionine-dependent methyltransferase activity. The coding region runs from base 308 to 1309 and encodes 333 amino acids. Gene Ontology annotation, biological process: polyamine biosynthetic process.